Molecule: messenger RNA, 1625 nt
Organism: Halichondria panicea
Lineage: Eukaryota; Metazoa; Porifera; Demospongiae; Suberitida; Halichondriidae
Exons: 1
Coding region: 26-1510 (494 amino acids)
Source: RefSeq, a predicted model, not a curated record
UAAUGAUAUAAUUAUCGGCUGGUCCAUGAAACUAAGAAUAACUAUGUUUUUCAAAUAUAAAGUUUUAGUCGCUAAUGUGUACUUGAGUGCGGUAACUUGUUUGGUACUUUGCUCGGAGCAGCAUCAAGCUGUGGUUUAUAUGGACACAGUCAACGGUGUGGACAACAGUAGUUGUUGGCUUGGUGAGAUAGAACUGCCUUGCAAGUCGUUAUCAUUUGUCGGCAAUAGAAGACCUGAUGCUCUUGUAGCAGAGUUAAAACGAACAUCUCAUCAGCUGCAUGGUUCAGAUGAAGAAUGUUAUCCAUGGAUGUUUUUCAAUGAUACGAUUGGAGAGUGUGCGUGUGGUGACAUUCCCUAUCGCUCUGUUCUGUGUGAUCCCACAAUUCCUCAGACGUCUAUACUCGACUGUUAUUGCAUGACGUAUGAUAACAUUACAAGAAAGACUGAACUAGGAGUGUGCUUCUUUGGCUGUGAUCGUAUUGCUGACACACUUUAUACUAAACUACCAACUAAUGUGAACGAUUUGAACACCUAUAUGUGUGAGAAAUACAACCGAGGUUCAACACUGUGUGGGAAGUGUCUACCAGGAUAUUCACCACUUGUGUACUCGUAUGACAUGAAAUGUAUGAACUGCACGGGAGAGAACAUGACCUACAACUGGAUCAAGUACAUAGCAGUUGCUUACAUUCCGUUAACAAUCUUCUUUUUCUGUGUUGUGGGUUUCAAAUUCAGUGGAACAUCUCCAUGGAUGAAAGCUUUCAUUUCUCUCUGUCAAGGUGUAGCUUCCCCUAUAGUAGCCAGGUCUUUCUUGCGAAUUGCCAGGAACAGGAUGAAUAUCUUUAUUCGAAUACUCGAGUGUGUUUAUGGUAUUUGGAAUUUGGAUUUCUUCUGGACAAUUAUCCCACCGAUAUGCGUAAGUAUAACUCCACUACAGGCAAUUGCUUUAGAUUAUGCAAUUGCAUUCUAUCCACUGUUACUGGUCACUGUUACUUAUAUACUAGUGAGUAUGUACAGUCGGGACGUACGGGUAAUCGUAUGGCUUUGGAAACCAUUUCACAAACUUCUGGGAUGUUUCAGGAAUAAGAAAACAGACUUUGAGGGUUCACUUGUAAAAGCUUUCGCCACUUUUUUUUUAGUCUCAUACUUGAAGUUGAUCGAUGUUUCUUUUGAUUUCCUUUUGUAUACAGAGAUGUACACAUUCGAACACAGUAACAGUAGCCAGUAUAGUGUCCGCUAUGUUCUCUACCUCGAUGCAUCUGUCGAUUACUUUAGUAAAGAACACCUUCCCUACGCUAUCACUGCUUUGUUUGUUUUGAUCUUUGUGAUUAUCUUUCCACUUGUGUUUCUUGUCAUCUAUCCAAUGCGUUGGUUUCAACGAGUUCUCAACAAGUUUAGUGUUCAGCGCCAACACAUCGAUAUGUUUGUUUACUGUUACCAAGGUUACUACAAGGAUGGAACAAAUGAAACUCGUGACUGUCGAUGCUUUUCUAUAACGUUCUUUCUCUCUUAAAUUAUAAUGUUUGUCUGGUUCACCCUCUCACAAAGUAUUUAUUGUUAUCCUAUAUGUGCUGUGCUUUUGACACUAGUAGUCAUUGUUCAGCUACUGAUACAACCAUACAAAGAAC